Molecule: messenger RNA, 1290 nt
Organism: Acanthamoeba castellanii str. Neff
Lineage: Eukaryota; Discosea; Longamoebia; Acanthamoebidae
Exons: 9
Coding region: 1-1290 (429 amino acids)
Source: RefSeq, a predicted model, not a curated record
AUGCACGCUCGCGGCUCCUCGUUGGGGAGGCUGCACCCUCACCCGCCUCCUUCGCUCUCGGCAUUGCGGCGUUUGCCGUCUUGCCGUCUGCCGCGCGCCUCGUCUGCCACGCUUGUCGCUCGCCCCGGUGCGCUUCUGGCCUCGACGUCUCGCCACCACCAGAGCAGCGGCGCCUUGUCGCUGGCUCUCCGCGGUGUUCGUUGUGGCGGUUGUGCCGGCGCGAGGCGGCGUUGGUACUCGUCGUCGAGUAGUGCUGGGGGCGAGGACGAAGCCAAAGCUGGCGCCAGCAACGAAGAGGAGGAAGAGCGGCCCUACUUCGAGGAGAUUGCGAACAAGGCCACCAUACUCAGCGAGAUCGACCACGCUCUUGGAGUGUCCAAGCCGCCAGCGCUGGAAUACAUCUACGUCCAGCCCGCCGUCGCGUUCCGCUUCUCGCGCAACUCUGCCUCCUCUCAGAACCCGUACGGGCACGCGGCCAUCAGGUACUCCUUCCGGUCGGAGGACGGCAAAGGCUACGAGCAGUACGUGAUGAACGUGGUCGGCCUGGCCACGCACCCGCUCAUCAACUUCCUGUCGCCGGAGGACUAUCUCUACGGCGACCCCGCGACGCCCGGUUCUGAGCAGGGCGGGGCGUACAAUAGAGCCAUCAUGGGAAUCAGGAUCGAGGAGUGGCCGGACGACAAGAUCAAGGCCAUGCACAAGCUCUUCCUUGAGAUCAAAAGGCGUAACGAGCACGAGAAAACUGCGGCAUUUUCAUUGCUUCGCUUCCCGUUCCUCAACUUCUUGCGGCUGUUCGGGGAGAAGGGCAACUGCGCCUACUGGACGAGAACUGGCCUUCCCGCCUCAUUGCCAACCUUUGGCGCUAGUAAGGGGAUCGUGGAAUCGGGCCUGCUCGCGAGACCUACCAUUUGGCCCAAGUACAUCUUCAUCAAGCUGUUCCUCCAAGUUGGACGCGUGCUGCCGCCACGCGAGGUCAACAUCGUCCAGUACAAGAGCCUGAAGAGAAAGCAGCCCAAAGGGUGGCUCACCCCGAUCUACUAUCUCCUGGGCCAGGUGCUCCUCGACCACGACCAGUACGCCAAGUGCGUCGCGCGAGCUAACAACAACAUUCCACGCAUGCAGGGCGAGUUCUUCGAUCUGGGCACAUUGGCCAACGCAGUCGUAAAGAUAAGCCCCGUCAACAACAAGGCCGUGGUGCAAACCAAGGCCCCGGACCACCCCUUCUGGGCCAAGAUGCGAGACGCCACCGUGACUGGCUCUGCUCCCUCCACGCCCAAGCCGUUGAACUAG